Molecule: messenger RNA, 1275 nt
Organism: Talaromyces stipitatus ATCC 10500
Lineage: Eukaryota; Fungi; Ascomycota; Eurotiomycetes; Eurotiales; Trichocomaceae
Product: DnaJ domain protein, putative
Exons: 2
Coding region: 1-1275 (424 amino acids)
Biological process (GO): protein refolding; response to heat
Cellular component (GO): cytoplasm
Molecular function (GO): ATP binding; Hsp70 protein binding
Source: RefSeq, a predicted model, not a curated record
AUGAUCCCAUUCCACUUCCUCCUCGUCAUAUCCGUCCUCCUAAUAUUACCAUUAACCUUAUGCGCGGAGGACUAUUACAAGAUUCUGGGGGUAGACAAAUCCGCAUCCGAGCGAGACAUCAAACGCGCUUAUAGGACGUUGAGUAAGAAGUUUCACCCUGAUAAGAAUCCGGGCGAUGAAAGCGCAAAAAAGAAAUUCGUCGAUAUAGCCGAAGCAUACGAAGUGCUCUCGACAACCAGCACGCGGAAAAUAUACGAUCAAUACGGUCACGAAGGACUCGAACAACACAAACAGGGCGGUAGUCGCGGCGGUGGCGGCGGUAAUGAUCCCUUCGAUUUAUUUUCUCGCUUCUUUGGUGGAGGAGGACAUUUCGGCCACGGCGGCGGACACCGCAAGGGACCAGACAUGGAAGUCAAACUUUCUUUACCGCUACGCGAUUUUUAUACGGGACGAGAUUUAGAAUUCAGUAUUGAAAAACAACAGAUUUGCGAAUCGUGUGAAGGAAGUGGAUCGGCCGAUGGGACGGUGGAAACAUGUAAUAAAUGUGGUGGACGCGGGAUAGUGAUACAAAAACACAUGAUUGCCCCCGGGAUGUAUAAACAGGUUCAAACACAUUGUGAUAAAUGUGGUGGAAAGGGGAAAUCGAUUAAAAGUCCCUGUCCGGUAUGUCAUGGGCAACGUGUGGUUAGGAAAGCGAGUACGUUAUCGGCUACCAUUGAGCCGGGGAUGAGUAAAGGGUCACGACUCACGUUUGAGAAUGAGGCGGACGAGAGUCCGGAUUGGGUUGCGGGCGACCUGGUUGUUAUAUUGGCUGAAGAUGAACCGGCGUUGGGUGUUAACGACGGCGAAAGAACGGAUGGCACGUUCUUCCGUCGAAAGGGAAAGGAUUUAUUCUGGAAGGAAGUGCUGUCUCUUCGGGAAGCGUGGAUGGGCGAAUGGACGCGGAAUUUGACGCAUUUAGACGGCCAUGUUGUGCAAUUAAGUCGAAAACGAGGAGAGGUCGUUCAACCCUUGGCUGUUGAGACGGUCAGAGGCCAGGGGAUGCCGAUUUAUCGUGAGGGACAUUUGCAUGAUCAUGAUCAUGAUCAUGAUACUGAAGAGUAUGGGAAUUUGUAUGUGGAGUAUACAGUCAUCCUACCGGAUCAGAUGGAGAGUGGGAUGGAGAAGGAUUUUCAUGCUCUGUGGCAGAAAUGGAGGAAGAAGAAUGGGGUUGAUUUGGGGCUGGAUUUGGGGAGACCGGUUGUUUCUGUGGGUGAGGUCAAGGAUGAGUUGUAG